AGCGAAGAGCUUCCGUUGCUGGUGUAUAAGUCCCGCCUCACGAACGUGCGCGGAUUGUGUUUGAAUUUUCACUUUUCACUUUUCGUAUCCUUUGACUAUCUUCUAGUGUUUUAUUUUACACACUUUCCAAUCUUUUCAGUUUUUAGUUACUUAACGUUACAGCAGUACUUUAACAUAUCAAUCGAAGAAAGAAGAAAUACAUUGCUUCACGACGAAACACAGGAUGAAGCCAAGUCGGAGAAUCUAUUUACAGUCCUGGAGAGCUACCAGACGCACUCUCCAAAACCUCCAUGCAAGCCAGGCAGAAAAUGCACGUGCAAGCCAGACAGAGAAUCUCACUCACCAAAACCCUGAGAGCCUCAAUAGAGACACAUUCAUGGCAUGUGAUGAGAGAGAUGGAGAUGGAGAACAAACGGAUGACUAUUGUUACUGGCCUGCAUGCAAUCCGACAGCCAGAGCACGAAGGGGGGAACAACCUGAUCCUGAUACUUGGAUUUCAAGGAAAGUCAAGGUGUUUAGUGGUGUUACAGCUGACUUCAACCAGGCACUGCGGUGGUUGAAAAAGGCAGAAACAAUGUCAAGCGUGGAAAGUGCAGAUGAUGGGGCUGUGCUCUCAAAAAGGCCAGCAAAAUUUGCUUACAGCAGUGAUGAGGAUGAAGACUUUGCUGAACAGGUCCUCCAAAUUAAUAGGAAAUCCAGAGGUUUGUUCCAUGGACCACGAGAGGUGCCACCUUCACGGAAAUCUUCUGCAGGGCCAACACACCCUCCACCUCCCAUCUGCAUUUUUCCGCAGACAAACACUAUAAACAACCUUGAUGAUCCAGUUAGUCCUAUUCAGCCUGAGAUGUCUGAUGAAACUGCCAGCUGCUCCUCGAGUGCGUCAGACUCUAUCUCCGCCUUAACCCAAACGAUUACAGUAAUACAAGAGACACUUAAGACAAUGUUGACCCGCCAGGAUGUGAUGUCAAAAAACAUCCAGGAGAUACUUCUCCGGUUAAACCAGAUUGGAGGGGCCAGACCGGGUCCGGAGACCCCAAUAGAAAUCGAUGUGGCCCAGUCUUUGGAAGAACUUGCUGUCUUGGAGGCAAAACUGAAAGACCUUCCGGACUACAAGAAGAGAUUGACACACCAUCUCAGUCUGAUUGGUGGAGCCAACCCGGGAGAAGUUACAAGGCGUAUCAUGCGGGCUGUUGCUUCUAGCGGUGUCUGGAAAAACUACAGCCUUCAUGGGAAGAAGGGGAAAAAAACAUUGCUGCAUACAACAGUGUACCAGGUUAUCAAACGGGCUAUCAUGCUGAGUCGAUCCGGACUACAGGACAAAGCUGUGGAAGAACUCGUCACAAAUGUUUUAAAACAUACCCCAGCCCACAGUAAACUACAGGUGCAGUCAGUCCCAGAAGUGGCGGUCCAGCAACAGGACAAUAACCAGCAAUUGACGUGAAGACCUUUUUAAAGUGUUUUAAAUAGUGUGUUAAACUUUUUUUUUUUUUUUUUUUGCUUUAAUGUACAGUUGUUCAUUUUUUCUCAUUUGUUUUUAAAGUGUUUUAAAUAGUGACAUUUAUUUUUUUGCUUUAAUGUAUAGUUGUUCAUUUUUCCCCCAAUUUG
This is a messenger RNA of Pimephales promelas (fathead minnow), 1605 nucleotides long. NCBI's taxonomy places the organism in Eukaryota, Metazoa, Chordata, Actinopteri, Cypriniformes, Leuciscidae. The record is from RefSeq and is a predicted model, not a curated record.